Nicotiana tabacum (common tobacco) is the source of this 2225-nucleotide messenger RNA. RefSeq lists its product as uncharacterized. NCBI's taxonomy places the organism in Eukaryota, Viridiplantae, Streptophyta, Magnoliopsida, Solanales, Solanaceae. The record is from RefSeq and is a predicted model, not a curated record.
CAGCCUAAAUCUAGGACUACCUUUCGUUUUGUAAAAGACAAACAACAAACAGUUACAAAAACCAACUUUUUUUAAUCUGACAAAAAUCUCGUUAAGAUGAGAAAAAGGAUAUAGCUUUCUGCUAUAUUCAUAUAUCAAAUAUCCAGAAAUUAAUCUUGAUCCAUUCUUUACUCAUCUUGCCUAUUUUAUUUUUCCACUAGUGGGUUCAAUUGUUUUUCUUCUUUUUGAAACAAAAAGAUUGAUUUUUUCAAUCAACAUUCACAUUUCUUUGAAUCUUCUAGUGGGGUUUCCUUUUUCCAAUCUUUUUAUUGUAUUUUUCACUUUAUUUUGCUGUUUGGCUUGUGAGGUUUUUUGAAGAAUGAACAUUUCUUGAUUUUUGUUGAAGAGGAAGAAGGAAAAAAAAAGAUGGGCAAUUCUUGAAUGGAUCAAUUCUUGUGGAUUUAUCAGACUCUUCUCUGCUGUAAAUUAGAAAACGCGUGGUUAAUUUCCUAGUUUGAUGGCUGAAAGUUUUGUCAUGUGUCAACUUGAUGUUACUUCUUUGAAAGAAACGUUAUGUGUUCAACAACAGCUUCUACAGAAGCUGUACAAUGAGUUAGAUGAGGAAAGAGAAGCCUCUUCCAGUGCUGCUAGUGAGGCGCUAUCGAUGAUCUUGCGACUCCAAGGAGAAAAAGCCGCGGUAAAAAUGGAAGCGGAGCAGUACAAGAGAUUGGCCGAGGAGAAAAUGUGUCAUGCCGAGGAAUCAUUAGCUAUUUUCGAGGAUCUUUUCUAUCAAAAGGAGACGGAAAUAGCUGCCUUGGAAUAUCAGGUGCAAGCUUAUCGGUAUAAGCUAUUGAGCAUGGGGUGUGCAGAUCCCGGGGUUGGUGAAUUUAAAUAUCCUGAGAAUUUGUUGCAAAGAAAUGAGACUUUAGCUGGAGAAAUGAAUCUCCAAGCUCUUGGAAGGCGUAACUCCGCCCCUCCUAUUCCUUUGAAAUUUGCUUGUCCGAAGAAGGGUGGUAUGGAAAUAGAUGAUUCAAGUUCAGAAAGAGAUUCAAAUUCGAAAACAGUGGAGGAACAAGUAGGGCAAGAGAUGAAUGAGCAGCAGUCUGAUACGGAGAAGAAGACUGAUAUUUCCACGACGGGAAGUAUCAAUUCUUAUUGGCAACAAAUUCGAAAAUUGGAUGAACGAGUGAAAGAGAUUACAGGAGUUAGCUAUGCGAACUUGAGGAGUGAAACGAGGUCGCCUUCACCACUUUCUCAAAGAAGUAUUAAGAUAAGCAAAUCAGAAAAUGAAAUGUACCAACCUAAGUUCCAAGGAAGCAAAUCAGAAAACGACACGCCUGCUGAUUCUGGUUGUUCUCCGAAUAUUCUUGAUGUAUUCGAAGUACCUCGAGUGGAAAAGAAUACUAUCGACAUUGGGUUGCCUCCUAAACAUGACGGCAAGAUGAUUUUGCAUAAUGAUGAAAGGCUUGACAGACAAGAUUCUGCUCAACAAGAGGCAGUAAAACCGUCGCUUAAAGAUGAAACUGAUUUGCUAAAGAAGUACUUUGUAUCUGCGCAGCGUGAGAACAAGUUACGAAGAGCAAGUGAGGCUGCUGCUAUUACCUGUCAUUUGGCAAUAUCUUGCCCUACAACCAGCAUAUCGGAAACUGGUGAGUUUCAUCAGCUCAAUCGAACGUCUGAGAUAGUUGAAGUUGGAAGAGAAGCGACAAGACAAGAAACAGCUCGAGAAGAAGAGCUGAAGUUGCUAUAUGAUAUUAAGGAGCAACUAAAUUUGAUGCACUCUGAAAUCCAAAGUUUGAAAACCGACAAGCUCCCCCCUCCAACUGAUGAACCAUCCUUACUUCCUCUAUCAGAGGCAAUGAUUCACUUUUGGAUCUGACUGAUCGAUCAAAAACUUCUGAGCGCCAGCAUCCAACAGGAGAUACUCUUGGCUCUUACAUAAUCAAGAUGCUGCUAUUUGUUGACGUUAGUGGUUACUUUGACUUCUGAAUAGUGUGUAGUUUUGGUGUUAUUAUGUGGUUGUGAAGAUAUUGAUUCUGUUGUAAAUUGAUCACAUAGAGUGUACAGAAAUGUAUAGCCUGCAUCGUAUCAACUUAGUUGUAUCAAGAGAGGAGUGUUUUCACAUUUGUUAUAUCCUGUUUUCGGAUUAAGAUUUUAAUAUCAGGUUUUUGUUUUGUAUAUUUGAAAUUCUGAUUCGAGUAUUGGAAUGAAAAAAGGCCCAAGUGGAGCAUUAUAGUUAUUGAUGA